UUGUUUUGACAGUUCUCGCAGGAGCAGCUGCACGCACGUCAGUUUAUCAUCGUCAGUGUUUUUCGUUCGUCGGUCGGUGCAUUAAAAUUUCGCUGUCGGUUUUUCGUUUUUGCUUUAUUUGUUGGCCAUUUGGAUAGCCUUUCUUCCCGUACAUAAUUCCACAUCGGAAAAGUCAAAUCCCGAAUUGGAGUGACAGUGGUAGCAGCGGUUAAAUUUUUGGCAGUUGUCACCAGCGGAAAGGACGACCAGUUUCGGGUACCGAGCAUCAUUCCGCCGUGCAUCUCCCGCAGACGAGCUGAAGUUAACUUACAUAAGCAAAGGCAGGCGGACGAUUUAGUUCCGGGUUGAGCCAGGAAGCAACCGCUCAAGAUGUCCAAAGGUGGCAAGAUUGUACUUCGGGUUCAAUCGCCGGAUGGAACCAAACGAGUGGAAAUUUCCGAAACCAGCAACUUGCGGGAAUUGUACGAACUUGUACAUGGGUCUUUCUCACUCAGCGAUUAUGGAUUUGCGCUCUUUAAAGAAAGGAACUGCACAAAAGAGCUUGUCUCCAGUCGAUCUCAGACGGUCAAAGAAAACGGCCUAAAACAUGGAGACAUGAUAUAUUUGAAGCAUAUUGCUGGGCCGUCAACUUCCAAGGAGCCUGAAAGAAGUUCCUCUGUCGCGUCGAUGGCCUCCACAAGUAGUUCCUCGUUUAGUGGGGCGGCUGCUGGUUUCAGCCGUGAGCCAACUCCAAGCACCAGCUACGGUGCCAACGCUUCAGCAGUUCUCAACGGAGAGGAUUCCGUGGAUAUCGAACUGUACAAACAGGAUGGUAGAAUUCAACGAAAACGAGAUGAAAAGCUGUGCCGUCACAACUCGAAUGGCUGUUGCGUCCAUUGUUCCCCGCUGGAACCGUGGGACGAGACCUACCUCAAGGAGCAGAAGAUCAAACACUUCUCGUUCCAUUCGCAUUUGAAGAAGCUCACCUCCGGGGUGGACCGUGGCAAGUUUGUUGCCCUGGAGGAUCUCAACUGCAAGAUCAAAACGGGCUGCCGGGAUCAUCCGCCGUGGCCCAAGGGCAUCUGCUCCAAGUGUCAACCGUCGGCCAUUACGCUCAAUCGGCAGGCCUAUCGGCACAUCGACAACGUUAUGUUCGAAAACACCGGAAUAGUGGAACGGUUUCUGAACUAUUGGCGCACGACCGGGCAUCAGCGCAUCGGUAUGCUCUUCGGCACCUACGAAGUCCAUCCGGACGUUCCGCUGGGUAUCCGAGCUCGGGUCGCAGCCAUUUACGAGCCGCCCCAGGAAAGCACCCGUGAUUCCAUUCUUCUGCUGGAAGAUGAACACGAGGCGGAGGUGGAUGAAAUGGCUCGUCUCUUGGGGCUGCGCCGCGUGGGUUGGAUCUUCACCGAUCUGCUGGCCGAGAAUGCCGCUGCCGGAACGGUCAAACAUGUUCGCGGCAUUAAAACGCACUUCCUCACGGCGCAGGAAUGCAUCCUGGCGGGACAUCUGCAGAAUAAGUAUCCCAAUCGUUGUAAGUACGCCAACGGCGGGUACUUUGGGUCGAAGUUUGUUACGGUUUGCGUUACAGGUGACGACAAAAAGCAGGUGCAUAUGGAGGGGUACGCCGUUACGGCGCAGUGUAUGGCACUAGUGAGAGAUAAUUGUUUGAUUCCAACGAAGGACGCUCCCGAGUUGGGCUAUAUUCGGGAGUCCACCGACAAGCAGUACGUUCCGGAUGUAUACUACAAGGAAAAAGACGUCUACGGCAACGAAGUUCAGCGUCUGGGCCGGCCCCUGCCAGUGGAGUACCUGCUGGUGGAUGUGCCCGCAUCGACACCGAUGGUUCCUCUGUUUACAUUCCACGAGCGGAAAGAUGUCAGCCAGUACUUCCCGGUCGAGAAUCGAAUGAUCGACGGUCACAUCCAGGACUUUUCCGCCCUCAGCGACUAUCUCGCCCGGUCCCGGUCGAUGGACUUUUUGGAGGCCAUGUCGGACUUCCAUCUGUUGUUCUAUCUGUAUCGUAUGGAUAUGCUCCCGAUCAAAGCGCAAAUGGGGCCCUUGCUGGAAGCUGUCCGUACCAAGGAUAAGGCAGCUGCCAACGAGUGGAAAAACCAAGAAGUAUGGCGAACCCUUGAGCAACUUAUCUCUGCCAGCUCACAUCAUGACGAUUCUAGCAUGAGUAACGACGUGGAGUUCGUUUCCGCCGGAGAGGUGGAACAGAAUUGGACCUGCAAUCACUGUACGUUCAUCAAUAGUCGGGAACUGCCUACGUGCGAAAUAUGUAAUCUUCCCAGAGUCUAGAUCUACUGAAUAGAUCGUACUGAAGGCUGCCGAAGGAUAAAAUUUUUUUUAGCAAACAACAACAACUUUGGAUAUUGCAAGUUUGUACAUUAAUUAUAACGAAGGAAACGGUUGAGUUCUUCAGCUUAGCAAAGAAACAUGUGCAGUGAAGUUACAUGGCAUCCGAUAAACACAUAAUGAAUUGAUCUAUUUUUGAUUUGGUUUUGCCAUCUGUAAUGUUGGUAAACGGAACAAACUUCGGCAACACAGGAAGCUGUCGAACGGCUUGCUGGAGCAGUUUUCCUAGUAGCAGGAAGAUAUGAGCGACUGGGAGUGAUGGGUAAUAUUAAUCAAUUUAAUUCUUAAUGAUAAGAAAAUAUUUAUUUUCCAACUCAAUAUAAAACUGAUUGAAGCCUGCAA
This is a messenger RNA of Aedes albopictus (Asian tiger mosquito), 2682 nucleotides long. RefSeq names its product nuclear protein localization protein 4 homolog (gene Npl4). Gene Ontology annotation, cellular component: nucleus. Lineage: Eukaryota; Metazoa; Arthropoda; Insecta; Diptera; Culicidae. The coding region runs from base 370 to 2283 and encodes 637 amino acids. Gene Ontology annotation, biological process: ubiquitin-dependent protein catabolic process. The transcript is spliced from 11 exons. The record is from RefSeq and is a predicted model, not a curated record. Gene Ontology annotation, molecular function: ubiquitin binding; ubiquitin protein ligase binding.